UCUAACUUUGAAACACCCAAAUUUUACAAUGAUCUACAACUAUGAUUUCUUUCGAAAUUACUAACUCAUUUGUCGUGUUGUCGUUUUGUGAUACGAACGAAGAAUGAACUUCAACUAUCUACUUGCAGUCAGACUCAACUCCGGCAAGGAAGAAUAACGCCGGCCGGUGAUGACAAGGAAGAAUCAAUGGCGGCGAGUUCCAAGAUCUGUCUUUUAUUUUAGUUUAGGGUCGGGAUCUUUCGUAUUAGAUUGAAAAUAAAAAGAAGAUGAGAAAGAAACUGGUGGUUGAUUUUAGGGGAACGAUAGAAAGAGCUUCCCGCGGCAACUCCAGCUCCGCUCAAGAGCGCGUUUUGAAUUCAGGUCGCUUCCACCAAAGUCGACACUCCGCGUCGGAUUCGAUCCAAGGUCAUCGACUAGUAGCAAGAAUCCAGCGGUGCCGGGGACCCGACGACGAUAUCAUCGAGCGCCGCUCUUCCCCUACAGAUAUCUUUCCCGGCGCGAUCCUUCCCCUGCAUAUCUCCUACUCGAAAUCCUCUCAUAAUCGCCGCCGGCCUUUGCCAAAACCCUCGGAGAGUAAUGAAUUUGUCUGUGCAGGGAAGAAGAAUUUAGGCCGAUGCAUGUUUGAAUUCUGGGUUUCUGGGAACAAGGGCGAAGCCCGUGCAGCGGCGUUGAUAAAUACCCGACCUAAUUUCCUCAAUCCCGUCCCUCACCCUCAUCAACGUCCCUUUCAAUUACUUCUGCGGCCAAAUAACCUAUAGCUUUAUUGGCGUUGUCUCUUGUACAAGUAUUGACUCAUCGACAACCAUCUCGAAGGCCAAAUCGCAAUCGCUUGCCUAGUUGAUUGCACUCGCUUAUCUCUCCGACAACUACCCGGAGAAGAUGAUCCCUCUUGUGUCUCAUCCCCAUCCGCGGUGUCUCUUCCUUGCAGAGCCUUCUUCCUGGGGGAGAUUGAUCUCAGGUUCUAACGACGAAGACGGAGGAGAAAGGUAGAUGGAGAACAAAGAUGGAAAAUGAAAAGAGGCAAGACCGAAGGAGAUUAAUGGUCUGUGGGUGUGAUAGUGUGAGCUGUCAGCUGUGAAGUCUCUAUCGGAUAAGAAAAUGAAUAUAAAGUU
Messenger RNA from Linum trigynum, 1112 nucleotides. Lineage: Eukaryota; Viridiplantae; Streptophyta; Magnoliopsida; Malpighiales; Linaceae. The record is from the annotation of a GenBank genome assembly.